AUGGCCUCCGUCCUGAGCAAGCGCCAACAGGCGCGCAACGAAAAGGCGCUGCAGGACCUUGUGGCCAAGGUGCCUGGUAACAAUUCUUGCGCCGAUUGCCAGGCCCGUAACCCAGCGUGGGCAUCAUGGAGCUUGGGCGUCUUCCUCUGCAUGCGCUGCGCUUCGAUCCAUCGAAAGCUUGGCACCCACAUUUCCAAGGUCAAGUCCCUGAGUAUGGAUGGCUGGUCCAACGAACAGGUCGAGAAUAUGAAAAAGGUUGGCAAUGUUACCUCGAACCAAAUCUACAACCCCGAGAACAAGAAGCCUCCGGUGCCCGUCGACGCCGACGAGGCCGACUCGGCCAUGGAGCGCUUCAUCCGAUCCAAGUACACCACGACGCCCGCUCCCACCAAGAGCCACAGCGCCAGGACCAUGGACGAAGGCAUCCCUCCCCCGCUACCGCCCAAGACGCCUAGCAAGUUCAGCUUCCGAUCCGCCUCUUCUAUUCUCCCUCUGUCAUCCCGCUCUAAAAAGCAGGCCGCUGCGCGAGACUCCAGGCCGCCGCCGAGCCCUUAUGACUAUCCACGGAGCCCGUCGCCAGACGACCACCUCCAGAACAAGCCUUCCAAGGUUUUCGGCGCCAGCGUCCAGUCCAGCAAGUCGGACGACACGGAGAGCAAGCUGGCUCACUUGCGUGACAUGGGUUUCGGGGACACGCAGAAAAACAUGACCGUUCUGCGGAGCGUCAACGGAAGCCUCGAGCGCGCCAUUGAAACGCUUGUCAGAGCAGCCGACACCGACAGGAGAUCCCCCAGCGCCGCAGCAGCCGCCGCCGAGAGAACCCUCCGCGCUUCGCGGUCCAUGACGCCCAUUAAUAUGACAUACCCGCAGCCCAUCCAGCAGCAACCCACAGGAAGCAACCCCUUCUUCACGACACAAGCCCACACCACGAUGCCACAGCAGCACCUGGCCGUCAACACCAUUACAAACUCGUCUGUCGGCUUUGCCAACAAUCCUUUCGCGCGUUCGCCCACCAGGAUCCAGUCGCCACCCCUGGGACAGAUUCCGGAGCAGUCGCAGUCGCAUUUCUACAAUUCUCCACAGCCCCUCUCGCCGUCGGUUGGCAAUCCGUUCUUCACGCAAGCGCAGAACCAGCAGCAGCAGCCGCAGCAGCAGCAGCAGCAAUCAUUUCAGCCACAGCCACAGUACCAACAGCAAGUCCAGCCUCAACAACAUCUCCAGCAGCAGCAGCAGCAGCAGCAGCAGCACCAGCCGCAGUUCCAGCCGCAAUUACAGCUCUACCAGCAACAAGGGCAAUACGCUCCGUCGCAGCCCACGUACCAGUAUGCCCAGCGAGCGGAUAAGGCCUCCAUCAUGGCACUCUUCAACCAACCACAGCUCGCUCCGCAACAGACAGGCAACCCAUACGCGCCUCAGACUGGGGCUGCGGCGCCCAGUUUUGAGAACCAAGUCAAUCCGGCACCGGCUCAGGCUCAGGCACAGCCCGCUCAGCCACAGCUCCAGCAGCCGACACGCAGCGUGUCGAUGCCACUGGCCGGCAGCAGCAACAACCCUUUCUUCGCGGGCAAUGUGCCCACGGCGCAGGCGGCCCCGGCGGCAGCUCCGGCGCCCGCAGCUCCCGCUGUCCAUGUUGGCGCGCAGCAGCAAAAGGCACACGUCAGCCGCGAGAGCAUGGCGUUUGCAGACAUGAACUGGGCCAACGGACGCCACAGUCCAGAUGCGUUUGCCAGUCUCAGUUCGAGGCACUUGUGA
Verticillium dahliae VdLs.17 is the source of this 1752-nucleotide messenger RNA. RefSeq lists its product as uncharacterized. Gene Ontology annotation, biological process: endocytosis; endoplasmic reticulum to Golgi vesicle-mediated transport; intra-Golgi vesicle-mediated transport. The record is from RefSeq and is a predicted model, not a curated record. Gene Ontology annotation, molecular function: GTPase activator activity; protein binding. Bases 1 to 1752 code for a protein of 583 amino acids. Gene Ontology annotation, cellular component: Golgi apparatus. The transcript has 5 exons. Lineage: Eukaryota; Fungi; Ascomycota; Sordariomycetes; Glomerellales; Plectosphaerellaceae.